ACGAAAUUAGGGUUUUUGGUUUUGGGCUCACGAGAAAAUUGGAUUAAACCCGAUUCAGCAGGCUACCCUACCAUAUUUAAAGUUAUCACUCUGAGCUUUCGGUACACUAAAAAAUUUCCAAAGCCUUUAUUUUUCUUUCAGCGGGCAAAGAGGAUGAGGCCGAUUUUUGCUGGAAACUUGGAGUACGAUACUCGUCAAUCGGAGCUUGAAAGAUUGUUUUCAAAGUAUGGAAGGAUUGACCGUGUGGACAUGAAAUCUGGUUUUGCUUUUGUCUAUUAUGAGGAUGAGCGUGAUGCAGAAGAAGCAAUUCGUGCACUUGACAAUGUUCCAUUUGGUCAUGAAAAGCGGAGGCUAUCUGUGGAGUGGGCUAGGGGUGAACGAGGUCGUCAUCGUGAUGGAUCAAAGGCAAACCAGAGGCCAACAAAAACCCUGUUUGUGAUUAACUUUGAUCCAAUCCGAACUAGAGUUCGGGAUAUAGAAAAACAUUUUGAACCAUAUGGAAAUGUUCUUCAUGUCCGGAUUCGCCGGAACUUUGCUUUUGUGCAGUUUGAAACGCAAGAAGAUGCCACUAAAGCAUUAGAGUGUACAAAUAUGAGUAAGAUCCUGGACAGGGUGGUGUCUGUGGAGUAUGCUUUGAGGGAUGAUGGUGAGAGGGGUGACAAUUAUGAUAGUCCUAGGAGAGGAGGUUAUGAUAGAUCACCCAGUCCAGUUUAUCACAGGCGACCAAGCCCUGACUAUGGUCGUCCACGCAGUCCUGUCUAUGAUAGGUAUAAUGGUGGACCUGACAGGCGGAGGAGUCCUGAUUAUGGCAGACACAGAAGUCCUGAUUAUGGAAGGCGCAGGAGUCCUGAUUAUGGCAGGCGCAGGAGUCCUGAUUAUGGAAAGCCAAGGAGUCCUGACUAUGUGAAGCCAAGGAGUCCUGAUUUUGUGAAGCCGAGGAGUCCUGAUUUUGGGAAGCCGAGGAGUCCUGAAUAUGGUAGAUAUCGCAGCCGUUCUCCAGUGCGCAGGUCUAGAACGUAAGGGAUAUCCGGUUUUAGAGUAAGAAGAAAGGCUACAAUGGCACUGUCACUUUCUAGUUGUUAGAAUAGCAAGUGGUACAUUAUGUAGUAAAAGGGUAUUUCUGAGUUUAAUGUGGUUUGCUUCUUUAUCUAGCAAUUAGUGCCAAAUGUUCCAUAGGGACGUACUAUGAGACCCUGUUUAGUGUGGGAUUAUUGAUGCAUAAUUUUUCAAUGACAUCUUGCUUUGCUACAGCCCAAAUUCUCUUUCGUAGCCUAGUAUUGACACUAUUGUGAAUGAGUGUGCUCUUGCAGUUAAUUUGUAAUCAACUGUGCUCUAAAAGAAAUGUUAUUUGCUAA
Molecule: messenger RNA, 1355 nt
Organism: Vigna radiata var. radiata (mung bean)
Lineage: Eukaryota; Viridiplantae; Streptophyta; Magnoliopsida; Fabales; Fabaceae
Product: serine/arginine-rich splicing factor RS31
Exons: 6
Coding region: 154-1020 (288 amino acids)
Biological process (GO): mRNA splicing, via spliceosome
Cellular component (GO): nuclear speck
Molecular function (GO): RNA binding
Source: RefSeq, a predicted model, not a curated record